This is a messenger RNA of Pimephales promelas (fathead minnow), 1848 nucleotides long. NCBI's taxonomy places the organism in Eukaryota, Metazoa, Chordata, Actinopteri, Cypriniformes, Leuciscidae. The record is from RefSeq and is a predicted model, not a curated record.
AGCGCGCAUGACGUCAUCGCUCCUUCUGCAAGGACGCGCACCCAAAAACACGCAGUGAUACACAUAUAGCGUUUCAUUUUCGCAUUACAGAAUGACUUAAACAUCUGCAGCCGGGAUCCAAACUCAUAAGAUAAUUGAUAAACAUGGAGAAAGGGAACCAAGGUUAUUCUCAUUUUGACCAGUUUCUCCAAAGUCAAGAAUCGUCUGUGGUGAACAAGUUCCAGCAGAAAUACUGGAAAACCAAACAAACACUGAUCAAAGUCACAGGAAAGAAGGAGGACGAACAUGUCGUUGCUUCCGAUGCUGACCUGGAUGCUAAACUGGAGGUGUUUCAUUCAGUGCAGAGAACGUGCAUGGAGCUCCUGAAGGUGAUCGAACUGUAUCAACGGAGGAUCAGCUUUUUGUCUGAGGAGGAGAAUGAACUGGGUCGGUUCCUGCGUUCGCAGGGCUCUCAAGACAAGAGUCGCGCUGGAAAGAUCAUGCAAGCUACUGGGAAAGCGCUCUGCUUCUCUUCACAGCAAAGAUUGGCGCUGCGAGGUCCGCUGGGCCGCCUGUACCAGGAGGUGGAGACCUUCCGUUACCGAGCGAUCUCCGACACGUGGCUGACGGUGAACAGGAUGGAGCAGUCACGCACGGAGUACAGAGGAGCUCUGCUCUGGAUGAAGGACGUUUCUCAGGAGCUCGACCCGGACACACACAAGCAGAUGGAGAAGUUCCGCAAGGUUCAAACUCAGGUGCGUCACACCAAGACCAGUUUUGACAAGCUGAAGAAUGAUGUGUGUCAGAAGGUUGAUCUGCUCGGAGCCAGUCGCUGUAAUCUGCUCUCACACGUCCUGACAACAUAUCAGACCACAUUGCUUCAUUUCUGGGAGAAAACCUCUCACACCAUGGCUGCUAUUCAUGAGAGCUUUAAAGGCUGCCAGACUCACGAGGCUUCAGCACUGGGGGGUUCAGAUCAAGCUUCAAAGAAAAAGGUGAAGAAGAAAACAAAGGCAAAAGCAGAAGACGAGGAGACGAGUCAGAAUACAGAUGAAACGCUUGUUUCAAUUGAACAAGAAACUUCGAGUAGUAACUUAGUACAAACAGGCAAUGAGGAGUGUUUCUCUGGCGGUCAGGAGAAGGAUGGCUUGAGUUUGUUGGAUGAGAUUCUGGGCAGCAGUUCUCUGGAGGACAGGGGUUUCUCGCAGGAAUGGCGUGAGGUGUUUGGGGAGGAUGAACCGGCCGGCAGUAGCAGAGCAGAGAUCCAGCCGUCUGAGGAAGAGUACGCCUUCUUCCUGCCUUCCAAACUACUCGACCAGAACAUGAACGACCGUCAGUCCACGGCCUCAGGUUGGGCAACAGCCGUUCCACAGAAUAUCCCUGAAAGCUCAUCCGUAGCGAGUCAAAUCUCUUCCAAAUCUGCAGUGAAAGAUACCUCAAAAGAUCUCUCCGCUUGGUUCAAUCUGUUUGCCGAUUUGGAUCCACUGUCAAACCCGGAUGCAAUUGGCCGAACCAAUGGAAGACGAGCUACUGAAUGCUUAGUCCGCCCUGGUACAGAUGCACUUUUCUCGCUAUUUCAUACAAACGGCAGUUUAUGCAAGAGGCCGACAGAUCUGGACAGAUGUCAAGUGAUUGCUUUAUUUGCCAUUGCAGUAAACCUUAAUUAUUUAAUGAAGAAUUAUUUGCUGCCAAAGGAAAUGAAUAAUAAUCACUCUGGCCUUGAUUCCUUUUCUAUUGCUAGUAUUGUCAAGGCAGUUUGAUUUGCCAUAACAUUGUGGAUUUACUUGUUUUACAUAAAUGCAUAUAAUAACAUUUCUCAACAUUAUCAGCAACAGUAAGUAGUUUUUGGUUUGUAUAUUAUGAUAUUGC